Molecule: messenger RNA, 3068 nt
Organism: Telopea speciosissima
Lineage: Eukaryota; Viridiplantae; Streptophyta; Magnoliopsida; Proteales; Proteaceae
Product: fanconi-associated nuclease 1 homolog
Exons: 15
Coding region: 79-2985 (968 amino acids)
Biological process (GO): interstrand cross-link repair
Cellular component (GO): nucleus
Molecular function (GO): zinc ion binding; 5'-flap endonuclease activity; 5'-3' exonuclease activity
Source: RefSeq, a predicted model, not a curated record
GAGAGAGCGAGGAACAGAGCAGAGGUGAGGAAGAGCUGGGAACUGUCAAGUACUUAUUAGGGCAAAGCGAUCAUAUCUAUGCUGACCGGAAGAGAGAGCUUGGUCAGGCUGAUCGGAAAGCGGAGGAGGUUCCUUCCCAAUUGUCAAUCUCUUUUCCCUUCGUAUUCCGCUGGCUCUUCGAAUCCGCAAGAGGAAAAUGGCGAAGUCCCCUCUUGCUCGGGCAAAGGACCAUCAAAGUAUGAAAUGGACAUCCGUGGAAAUGGUGAAGCUGGAAGAAGCGGUGGUAUGGUUAGCGAUUUGGGUUGGGUUAAUUGUCCUGUUUGCGGAGAUAAACUGCGUGCCACGGAUUACAACAUAAACUCUCAUCUGGAUACAUGUUUAGCCAGAGGAACCAAAAGAAAAUUGACCCAGCGAACGCUUCUUGAGUCAAGGUUUUGCUCCCGAUCAAAAGAUAAAGUUCACUCUGAUGACUCCAGUAAUUUAGGUUCCAACUCAACACAUAGGGAUCUGGAGAACAGUCCUGCGUGUAACACCUCUUCUACUUUGCCUGAAUUUGGUGCCACAGAAGCUGACAAGAGAAAUCAAUGCUUGUUGCCCUUGGAUUUAUCAUUCAAUAGAGAAACUUGUAUAGAGGUUUUAGUAGAAAACCUCCCCAAGGAAGGCAGUUUUGACAAGGUGGAUGAACCUCCACCCUUUUCCCAUGAUCUUGAGAUGCAUCAGCUUAACAUGGUUAGCUUUAAAGAUAACAUCUCUGGGGCAACUCUUGAGACUUUUAUUGUCGGCCGAAGAUUCAGUGAUGAAGUUGAGUUGAAGCAAGGAGCUAGCAUUUCUCUUUCAAGGGAUUCCAAUAAUCCUAAAGAUCCCAAUGCUAUCAAGGUUUUCUCCAUGGAUUCUGAAUCUGGUAAAAUGCUUGGGUUUCUUCCUCGAGAGUUGGCUCAAUAUCUUUCACCUCUGAUUGAAAAGUACCGUGUGAACUUUGAGGGAUUUGUGAUAUCUCUUCCAAAACAUUCUUUUGACGCCGUUCCAAUUCAGAUUGUUUGCCACGAGAUUGUGUCGCGUGGUGAAAAAGAAUCUAAUGAUUGUCAGUGUUUUGAGUCCUUAUGGGAAAAUGUUGUUCGUGUUGUUGAAUAUGCUAAAAAAUUUCCCACUAGCAUGACAAGAUAUCAGCAGAACUUUUGUAUUAUAAUUCACGAGGUUUUAGACACUUAUUCCCACCUCUUCUUGGAUGAAGAAAAACUAUUUCUAGAAUCUUUUAGUUCACUUUCAGAUGAUAGUCAGAGGCUUCUUGUUCGACUUUAUACACGAAAAGGGCCAUGGUUUCGGAUUUCUAAUAUUUCAUAUGCUGAAAUAUUGGAUUGUCAAGAAGCAAUCAAGGGACUCUGUGCGGCAGGAUAUAUUUAUUCCUUGGAAUCAACAAAGGAAAUGAAUUUUAGGGAUAUGAAGGAAGUUCUAGAUGUGCUUGUUGUUUCAGAGCUACGGGAAAUUUCAAGUCUGACACAUCUGAAGCUUAAGGGAGGUGUCCGCUGUACAAAAAAGCAGGACUUUAUUGCAUGGAUACUAGCUUCAUAUGAAGAUGGAAUGUGCCCUUUGUUACCGAGCUUGAUUCUAGAUCGGACAGGCACUUGUAUUCGGAUUACUUCAACUGCUGAGCUCCUCCUUUGGCGUGUUGAGAGGCUUUUUUUCCUAAAUGGACAGCAAGACCUGUCAGCCUUUCUGCUGGUUAAUUUGGGGCUAGUCAAGUAUCCAUCUUAUAAGUGUAUUACUAUGAAUCAGAUUUUUCCUGGUCGAAGUGACCUGCUUGAAUAUGAGGAGGCAGUUGAAGUGGCACAAAUAAUGGAUCAAUCCCUUGAUGAGAAUAACAUUGAGGUGGUGAUGAGAUGCAUAGAAAUAUCUGAAGCCCACAUAUCCAGUUCUUCAGAUGAAGUAGCUCAGUCAUCUAUUUCUGAAUCUGUGGGGACAUUUCUUUCACGUUACUCAGCUUUAUGGAUCUACUCAAAAGUGGUUACCUUGGGCAUUUCCUUUCUUGAGUGUGACCACAAGUAUCAGGAUGCAAUAAGGCUCCUCAAGCAGUUGUUAAGUGCAAUUACUUGUGAUGGUAGAAGAGGAUAUUGGACCCUGAGGCUGUCAGUGGAUUUAGAGCAUGUAGGUUGUGUUUGUGAGAGCCUUUUGGUUGCUGAAGAAGGGUUACUAGAUCCAUGGGUUCGUGCUGGUUCAAAAAUGGCACUGCAAAGGCGGGUGCUACGCUUGGGAAAACCACCAAGGCGCUGGAAAACUCCUAGCUUUGCUGACUCCGUCAAGAGAAAGAUCAAAGAGGUACAUAUCCAGGGGAGGCCCUUGAAUUGUGAAACAGGAAUGAGAAAUAGAUAUUAUGGUGAAGAUGGUGAGCAAUGUGGUGUGGAGCAACUGGCCUUGCAGUAUUAUGCAGGGGAUGGGGGUGGGUGGCAGGGUGUCCAUGCAGAAAGUGGCAUUUGGAUGAUGAUCUUUGGGCUUCUUAUGUGGGAUGUCAUCUUUGCCGAUGUACCAGAUGUCUUCCGUACCAGAUUUCAGACGGCACCCUUAGAUCUUGAGACUGAUAACUUCUACAUAGCAAGAAAGAACCUUAUAGAAUCUCAUCUACAGAAAAUUCAAGAUGGUAUGGCAGAGGAGAUCCUGAUAACUUCAUGGGAGUCACACGUCGAAACAGCUUGCCGUGGUGUUAAUUGGGAAAGGCAUACUUUGUCUGAACUACGGGCUGCUGUUACAUGCAUCGGUGGACAUUGUUUGGCCUCAUUCUGUCGUCACUUGUCCCUAGAUUAUCGGAGCUGGUCAAGUGGGAUGCCGGAUUUACUGCUUUGGCGCUUCUGUGGAGAGUAUACAGGUGAGGCCAAGCUUGUGGAAGUUAAAGGCCCCAGGGAUAGACUCUCGGAACAGCAGAGAGCAUGGCUGUUGCUCCUAAUGGAUUGUGGCUUCAAUACAGAAGUAUGCAAAGUGAGCCCUGAUCCAUGACCCUACAACAUUUGGUUCCCCAUUUAUUGUAUUUUACUGUUUAAACAUUCAUUAUUAAGUUAGGGAAAAGUAUCUCUGAUCCA